Molecule: messenger RNA, 1098 nt
Organism: Cylindrotheca closterium
Lineage: Eukaryota; Bacillariophyta; Bacillariophyceae; Bacillariales; Bacillariaceae
Source: the annotation of a GenBank genome assembly
AUGAGAGCUGGACUCCAGGUACCAAAGAAAGGAGCCAUGCCUCCCUCAAAUGAGUCAACCAACAAGUUGAAGAGGACGAUGCCAGAGCCAGAGGGAGUUCCACAACAAUCGAACAAGAGAGUUAGAAUGGAAACUGGAGUGUCGGAGCCGAUGCACAUCAAUGAUGAUGACAUGAUUGGAAAUUCUACUCCUGGAGAAACCAACAAGCUGCAGCAACCUGACGAAUCUACAAGUCCAGUCCCACACAAUGAAGAGGAAGCUGGCCGCUCAGAUCCACCAAUGGAGGAUGGAGGAGAGCGUCAACCUGAAAGCCAACAGGUGCCCAAUACAUCUUCGAUUUCUCAUCCGGCAGAGACCAUAUUGAAAGUAAUGGCGGCGGAGCUGUCAAGCGCAACGAAGAACGGUAUUGAAGGUGAAAUAUUCUGCUUUGAAGCAAUGUUCCCAGCUUACUCUGGAGAAGCCGAGCAGGAUCCGUUGAAGAUUUUCAAGGCAACCUCUGACCCUGACACAAUGUACAUGCAUGAAGCUAUGCGUGAGAAGGAUGCAGGUGAAUUUCGAAAGGCGAUGAAGAAGGAAUGGGAAGACCAACUCAAGAACGAGAACUUCUCAAUCAUCCAUCGGACAUCAGUUCCAGAGGGAGCCACAAUCUUUCCAACGGUAUGGCAAAUGAAACGAAAACGAGAUAUUCGAACGAGGGAAGUCAAAAAGUACAAAGCAAGAUUGAACUUUGAUGGGUCCAAAAUGAAAUAUGGACGAGACUACGACCAAACAUAUGCACCGGUCGCAAGUUGGAACUCGAUUCGAACUCUUCUGAUUGUCUCUGCAAUGCUUGGGUGGAAAACCAAGCAGAUCGACUAUGUCCUGGCAUUUCCGCAAGCACCAGUUGAGAGGGAGCUCUACAUGAAACUUCCAGCUGGUUUCAAAGUUGUCGAUGGAAACAGUAACGAAUACAUUUUAAAGUUGCAUCAAAACAUUUAUGGAGGAAAGGCAGCAAGCCGAGUCUGGUAUCAAUAUUUGACGAAGGUUCUCGUCGAUAAAUUGGAAUUCAAGAAAUCCAAUUACGAUGAAUGUGUCUUUUACAAAGGAAAUGUGAUGUAA